Messenger RNA from Onychostoma macrolepis, 2087 nucleotides. RefSeq names its product butyrophilin subfamily 1 member A1-like. The record is from RefSeq and is a predicted model, not a curated record. Lineage: Eukaryota; Metazoa; Chordata; Actinopteri; Cypriniformes; Cyprinidae. Gene Ontology annotation, molecular function: protein binding.
GUAAAACUGAGACGGGAAUAAUCUCUUUUUGAUCUUUAUGUACUGUCGUAUCAACUUUUAGUUAAUACCCAUAUAAUCAUAUUAAUAAUUUAUUCAGAGACUCUUGUGAAAGCAUCAAUGUUCAAUUAAUGUCGAAGCAUCGGUGUCCUUUAGAGAUGAAGCUCAUUUGUUUGACUUUGCUGAUUAUUAGAGGAAUUACAGAUUCAAGAUCAGAGCAGUAUGAAGUCGUGGGAGCUGCAGGUCCUGUGCUUGCUGUAGCUGGUGAAGAUGUGAUUCUGCCCUGUUCAGUCAAACCCAGCAUCAGUGUUGUGGACAUGAGAGUGGAGUGGUUUAGACUUGAUCUGAGAGACUCACAACUAGUGCAUCUCUAUGAGGAUCAUGUAGACAAAAACACAGAUCAGAUUCAGUCCUACAGAGGAACAGAACUGAUCCAUCAAGAACUACAGAGAGGAGAUGCAUCACUCAAACUCUCAUCAGUCCGAGUCUCUGAUGAAGGACUUUAUAAGUGUUUUAUUCAGUCCAGAUCCUGGUUUGAUGAUGCCACUGUUAAUGUCAGUGUUGAAGCUGUAGGUCGUCCUCCGGUGAUCACUGUAGAUGGGUUUGAUCAUUCAGGAGGGCUUCAUCUACAGUGUGAAUCUGAAGGUUGGAACCCUGAACCUGAUCUUGAGUGGCUGAACAGUGAAGGAGUCGGUUUGAGUUCAGAAACAACAGAGAAACACAGAAACACAGAUGGAUUCAGUGUGAAACACACCGUAACUGUAUAUGAGAGAGACAGCAAGAUUCACUGCAGAUUCAGACUGAAGCAUCACAUGCUGGAGACACUGAUAAUCACCACAAGUAACAUGUUUAAUUCUUGGAGGACAUCAGUCAUCAUGAUUUCAGUUUUUGUUGUGCUCGGUGUGAUUGCUGGAAUACUGAUAGCUGUGUUUGCUCAUAAAAACAAAGAACACAUUCAACUGAAGAAUAAACACAGUAAACUACAGAAUGAACACCGUAAACUACAGAAUGAACACCGUAAACUACAGAAUGAACACAGUAAACUACAGAAUGAACACAGUAAACUACAGAAUGAACACCGUAAACUACAGAAUGAACACAGUAAACUGAAGAAUGAGAAGAAGAGAAUACAACAAGAGUUUUCUUUAGAACGUGAUCAACUUUUACAAAGUCUGAAGACAAUUAUACCUAAAGCUCUCACACAUUUAAGAACACACACGGUGAAUGUGAUUCUGGAUGCUGAUACGGCUCAUCCUCGUCUCAUCGUGUCUGAUGAUGGGAAACAAGUGAGAUCUGGAAACACACAAACAGAAGGAGUGGAUCGAGGAAAACACAGAUUUGAUGGAUAUCUUGGUGUUCUUGGGAAGGAGGGAUUCUCCUCGGGGUGUUUCUACUUUGAGGUGCAGGUGACGGGACGAACUGAGUGGGAUUUAGGAGUGGAUCCUGAGAGGAUCGGUGUGUUUGUGGAUUAUGAGAAGGGUCUCGUCUCCUUUUAUGAUGUGAAGUCCAGCUCUCAUAUCUACACUUACACUAAUCAGUCUUUUAAUAAGAAACUCUAUCCAUUUGUUAAACACAUUCAACUUCAGAAUAAACACAGUCAACUACAGAAUGAACACAGUAAACUUCAGAAUGAACACAGUAAACUACAGAAUGAACACAGUAAACUACAGAAUGAACACAGUGAACUACAGAAUGAACACAGUAAACUACAGAAUGAACACAGUGAACUGAAGAAUGAGAAGAAGAGAAUACAACAAGUGAAUGUGAUUCUGGAUGCUGAUACGGCUCAUCCUCGUCUCAUCGUGUCUGAUGAUGGGAAACAAAGAGGAUACUGGAUCGUGGGACGGAGAUAUGAGAGAUAUCGAGCUCGUGGUUCUUCUGCUUGCUCUCUUUCUCUGAGAGUGGAUCCUGAGAGGAUCGGUGUGUUUGUGGAUUAUGAGAAGGGUCUCGUCUCCUUUUAUGAUGUGAAGUCCAGCUCUCAUAUCUACACUUACACUAAUCAGUCUUUUAAUAAGAAACUCUAUCCAUUUGUUAGUUUGGGGUAUCAGUGGAAUGGGGACUCCACUCCACUGAUCAUCUGUGAUGAUUAA